Molecule: messenger RNA, 1927 nt
Organism: Sabethes cyaneus
Lineage: Eukaryota; Metazoa; Arthropoda; Insecta; Diptera; Culicidae
Product: venom carboxylesterase-6-like
Exons: 2
Coding region: 115-1782 (555 amino acids)
Source: RefSeq, a predicted model, not a curated record
GGAAAGUAGGUAGCGAAUCCUUCAUUGGCACUGUGCACACUCAAACGAUAAGAUUAGUCUCAUCGCAGCCGACCAACAGUUCAGACUUCAGACAAGCAGCGACAGCGACACGCGAUGCAACUGUUGGCGUGCAUUUUGGCGAUCGUAGCCAUCGUCAGAGCAGAUGUGAUCGUUCAAACCACCAAUGGACCUUUGCGGGGCGAACAGCGUGGCGAUAUCUACGCCUUCGAAGGUAUUCCGUACGCGAAAGCACCGCUCGGUGAUUUACGAUUGGCUCCAUCGGUUGUGAACGAUGAACGCUGGAACGAGCCCAGAAAUACAACCCAACCUGGACCGAACUGCCUUCAGUGGAGUCAUUUUGUUCACGAGGAUGACCGAAGUACCGGUGAGGAAGAUUGUUUGUUUAUGAACAUCUACACUCGUUCACUGGGCGGUUCUGAAGCGUCAUUACCGACGAUUUUCUUCAUCCACGGAGGAGCGUUUAUGUUUGGAAGUGGGGAUUUUUGGCAACCUGAUAACCUAUUGAAAAACCGACUAGUGCUCGUAACGUUCAACUACCGAGUUGGUCCACUUGGAUUUUUAAGUACAGAGGACGAUGUGAUUCCCGGAAACUAUGGGCUGAAAGAUCAAGUGACAGCACUUAAAUGGUUACGGGAAAACAUUGCAAAUUUUGGAGGUCACUCGGACAGCAUUACAUUGGUAGGUUUUUCGGCUGGAUCAGCAAGUGUUCAGCUACAUUACCUAUCACCGAUGACGCGAGGAUUAUUUCGCAACGGCAUCGGUCACAGUGGAUCGGCUCUGAAUCCUUGGGUUUUCGCGGAAAAUUCGGCGGAAAAGGCUAGGACGAUAGCUAGUUCAAUUGGUUGUUCGGUCAUUUCAAGCAAGGAAAUGCUAAAAUGUUUACGAGAAAAAUCUGCUCGAGAUAUAGUGCGUGCAGUGGGACCAUUAUUUGAUUUUUUGUACAAUCCAUUUUCCCCGCUAGGGGUGGUGGUGGAGAAACAAACCAAACAUAAUCCGAAACCUUUUUUGGUGGAACACCCAUAUUUAUUAAUGGAGAGGGGAAAGUUCUAUCGUGUUCCGCUCCUGCUAUCAGUUAAUGAAGCCGAAGGGCUCUAUCCCGGCGCCGAAUUUGUCAGCCAAUUGUCUUAUCUUGAGGAGAUUAAUAAUAAUUGGAAUAGCUAUUUACCUAGCAUUUUAGAUUAUCAGACCUCGCAGCGAAACGACGAAAAGCGAAGAGAUGAGAUAAGCACGGCGAUUAGAAAGCGUUAUUUGGGCAAACGAGCCUUGAAUAAAUAUAGCUUCAAAGAUCUGGUAUUGAUAAUUUCAAAUCGCCUCUAUUUCGCCGGUGUGGUAAUGUCGGCUAAAUUGAUGCAACCUUACAUUCCUGUGCACCUGUACUAUGACAAAUAUAAGUCAAAGUACGCUUUAGGGGAGCACCUAGGCAAUACAAUGAAAAACUAUGGUGUGGCGCACGGAGAGGAUGUUACCCUGAUUUUCAAAACGAUGUUGCGUGAUGAAAUUCCCUACACAAAGCAGGAGCUGAAAGUUGCUAAUCUUUUUGUGCGAAUGUACGAACAGUGGGCCCUGGAGAGUGUAGCGAAAUUUGGUGACUACGAAAUACCUCAUUUGAAUAAUGAGGAAAUGUUGCGGUUUUUGGAGGUGAAUUAUCCCAAGAGCGAGUUACGCUACAGGAAGCAAUUGAGUGACGAAGAUUUUUGGAAUCAGAUAGAUUUUAAUGAAGGAAUGCCUAUUAGUUUUCAGCAAGCAAAAGAUGAACUAUGAACGGCUGUCACGAAUUUGAAAAACGCUUCUAGUGAACGUCAAAUAACAAAGUACUUCAUCCGAAUUUAAUAUUUUUAUCUAAAAUAAAGUUGGAAAUUCAGUGGUUGACGUAAGACUAAUAAACUAAUACUACAAUAUUGUGUGC